Vidua chalybeata is the source of this 1015-nucleotide messenger RNA. Its product is annotated as LIM homeobox transcription factor 1-alpha-like. The record is from RefSeq and is a predicted model, not a curated record. The transcript is spliced from 6 exons. Gene Ontology annotation, biological process: regulation of transcription by RNA polymerase II; neuron differentiation. Gene Ontology annotation, cellular component: nucleus. Bases 28 to 801 code for a protein of 257 amino acids. Gene Ontology annotation, molecular function: RNA polymerase II transcription regulatory region sequence-specific DNA binding; DNA-binding transcription factor activity, RNA polymerase II-specific. NCBI's taxonomy places the organism in Eukaryota, Metazoa, Chordata, Aves, Passeriformes, Viduidae.
UAUUGGGGAUUUUUGGGAUUUUUUGGGAUGUUUUGGGAGUUCGUGCUGCGCGACGGCCGCAUCCUCUGCCGCGGCCACUGGCACACGGCCACCAGCCCAGGUGGCGACCGAGCAGCGCGGAGCGAGGACGAGCGCGAUUCCCGAUAUUCCCAGAAUUCCGGCGCCAAGGAUCCCAAACGUUCCAAGAGGCCCCGAACCAUCCUGAGCUCCCAACAGCGCCGCGCCUUCAAAGCCUCCUUCGAGGUCUCCUCCAAACCCUGCCGGAAGGUGCGGGAGACGCUGGCGGCCGAGACGGGGCUGACGGUCCGGGUGGUUCAGGUGUGGUUCCAGAACCAACGAGCCAAGAUGAAGAAGAUCGCCCGGAGGCAGCAGCAGCAGGAGCAGCUGGGGAAUUCCAGAGGGGGAAUUCCGGGCGGGAACGGAGCCGGGAGGAGCGGCCGGGAUGGGAAUGAGGAGGAGGAGGGCCUGCAGCCGAUCCUGGUCCCGUUUUCCCAAAUUCCGCCGCCUCCGGAGCCCAACGGAUUCGGGAGCGAGGCCGGAACGUUCCGGGGAACGACGGCCCCGCAGCUCCGGCCCUACGACUCUGAGGGAGUUUUCCAGGAGCUGGGAUUUUUGGGAGCGGCGCCGAUUCCCAUGGAGAAUUCCCAACAGCUGAUCCUCGGCAAGGCCGGAAUUCCCGAAAUUCCCCAGCCCGGGAACGCCCUGGAGCGCCUGUACCCCGGAAUUCCCGAAAUUCCCGGGAUUCCCCAAAAUCCCAUGGAGCGCCUGUUCUCCAUGCAGAGCUCCUACUUCACCUCCUGAGAUCCCAGAAUUCCCGAAAAUCCCAAUCCUGGGAAUCCCAAAAAAAAACCCAAAAAAUGGGAAAUUCCUCCGGAAUUUGGGAUUUUCCCUCUGCUCCCAUGGCAAUUUUUGGGGGAAUUUUUUUUUGGGGAAUGCUUCUUUUUUUCUUUUUUUCUUUUGUUUUUUGCAUGUCUGGUGGGAAAUAAAUCCCAGGAAAAUAAAAGAGUGAAAAGUU